This is a messenger RNA of Epinephelus moara (kelp grouper), 3026 nucleotides long. Its product is annotated as serine-rich and transmembrane domain-containing protein 1. Bases 438 to 779 code for a protein of 113 amino acids. The transcript is spliced from 2 exons. NCBI's taxonomy places the organism in Eukaryota, Metazoa, Chordata, Actinopteri, Perciformes, Serranidae. Gene Ontology annotation, cellular component: intracellular membrane-bounded organelle. The record is from RefSeq and is a predicted model, not a curated record.
AGACAGAGGGAGUCACAACAGAGAGAGGGGAUAGGAUUAGAGCAAGCACUGCUCCCUCUCUCCUCUCUUUUCUUCUCUCUUCAGCACUUCUCAAAUAAAAAAAAAAUCAUAAUUCAUUAGUUACAGCCUCUCAGUUACAGACCUUGUGUAUGCGUGUGUUCCCUUUUGAAAGUGAGCUCAUUCAUAGAGAGGAUCCACAUCUACUCUACUCCGGCUGUAGUGCCUGUGUUGUGUGUGUUUGAGUGUGUGUGUGUCACACUGAAUGACAGAGAGAGAGGGGGAGAGGUAGAGAGCGGACAGCCUCACAAGAAAGAUCUCAGGGGCAACAGAUCUGGUUUGCUCGGCUGAAAACACCAAACACAACGGGAUGGAUUUCUGCACGACGUGAACGUGAGCGAGGAACACCUGCCUCACACAUUAAAAAAAACACAGCCAGGAUGUCAGGGAUGGACGUCCUGCUGGUGGACCAUAAUGAGACUGGAAUCUCUCCAAUAGACAAUGGGACCUUCCUCCGCUUCUCCCCGACCUCUGCUUCCACCUCGGCAGCCGCCUCCUCACCGGGACGUCCGGGCAACGUUUACGUCUACGUGUGGCUCUUCCUCGGCCUGCUGGUGUUCCUGCUGACGCUGCUCAUCAUCUCCCUCCACAGGCUGAAGAACAUCAUCUCCUCCUCCUCGUCUGUCCCCGACUGCAGCAGCGAGGGAGGGAGCUCCUUCACAAACAUGGAGAUCUGUAGCAUCUCGUCUCAGAGGUCCACCAUCUCCUCGCUGUCCACCUGAGGGGGAGAUGGGACGGAGCACAUACAGACACAUCUGGCUGUGUGCAUCUCCUUGUGUGUGCAUGCUUACACGCAAACAGCAGGCAAGCAUGCACACACAUAAAGCACGUGGAGGCUCAGCACCUCCUCACUGUGACAUACAAACACAAAAACGCUCUAUUUCAGCCUGUAAGAAGCUGACAGCACGACAUUACUGUUCACUCCACGCAUGCAUAUUCUAAUCCCGACGGUCCGGUGAGUCUGGUGUGUCCAUGCAAUUUCCACAGGCACAGGGGAAAUAUAGCUCACAAUGAGAUGAGGAGGUCCUGGGGGUGAGAGUCACUGAACCCUUCUGAGCCUUAUUUCAACGAUGAAGACAAAUGAACCUGAGAAACUGCUCUCCCUGUGCAGGAACUAUUAUCUUUCCUCUGUUUUGUAAAGUCCAUUUCUUGUACUGUACUUGUCAUAUUUACUGUGGAGCAAAUAAUAUCCAAGUUUGCACAGCAUGUGUCAUAAUGUCUGUAGACUGCAUUGCAGAAUCAGAAUUACAAUAAUAUUAAAGAGCAUUCCUUUGUACAGAAAUGCAUGCUUAUGUCUCAGUUGUUCAGACAGGUUAGGAUGAUGUAACCUACCUUAAAAACUGUACACAUGCUUAAUUGCUUCAUGAUUCCCCUGGGGAGAGGGCACAGCACAAGACAUCCUGCUGUGGAUGUAAAGGUGAGGAAGAAAUGAGGGUUGUGUCUCAGACUAUUGACAGGCGACCGGCCUCUGAUUGCAGCUAAAGACAGACCAGGUCAAAAGUGGCAUAAACAACAAGAUGAAAUUCUGGUUCUGAAAGACAGGUCUACCAGCGUAACGGAUUACCCUCUCUUGCCUGUCAGCUUGUGUGGCUUCUGAUUGCAGUCUCCAUAGUGACUGAAGCAUGAGAGCUCCGUGCAGCUGUCAGCCUCCUCUGUAUUCCAGGCUUAAGCUUCGGUAAUGGUUGUUUCUGCUCAAAAGACAUCAUCUUAGUUUUAAUACUGUGAGGUGUAGUUUUUUUUUUGACAGGGCAAUAAAAGUACACCACACACUCAGAGCAAAUGAUUAGAAAGAGGUUCAUUCAUCUUUGUCACACUUUUCUACAAAAUGUAAUCACAACUGAAGGCUUGGAGAGAGGUGAUGACGGCUACGAGGCCACGAACAAUACAAGGAGUCUGAACUGCCGGCGCUGUUAUUGACAAAUCCUCAUUGCUCUCACAAUGAGUGUUUCACAGGUGGUAGUACUGUGUCAGCCAAUCUCUUUAGUUCCUCCAUGUAUAGUCAGUGUUGACUACUGGUUCAUUAUGUCAGCUUUUGAUGAGUCGUAUGCACACAGUCAAGAGGUUUUUAUGCCAAGAACCUUUUUGUUUUAAAGGGAUAGUUCACCCCCAAAUUAAAAAUACAUAUUUUUCCCUUUUACCUGUAGUGCUGUUAUCUCUCUAGAUUGUUUUGGUGUGAGCUGCAGAGUGUUGGAGAUACCAGCUGUAGAAAUGUUUGCUUUCUCUAAAAUACAAUGGAAACAGAUGGCACUCAGCUUAUGGGGCUUUAAGUGCCCAAAAAAAUACAAUUGAAAAACUCAACAGCAAUGUCUCCUUCCAAAAAUCAUGACUGGGUUACUUGAAAAUAAUCCACAGACCUCGUCGUAAGCAGUUUAAUGUAGGAGCUAUUUUCUCUCUACCAAAGUACACCCGCCAACUGUGUCAUUGCACAGAAGGAGGUUUGCAUCGACUCAUAAACGAGUGCUCAUGACAGUGAAAGAUGUAAACAAUAGUGCUUUCCUCCUCGGAUGAGCUGUAAUGUUAGCUAGCUCAGUGGUGCUAGUUGAGUUAGCAGUAGAUGCACACCUCCUUCAGCACAGUGGUACGAUUGGCGGGUGUAGUUCAGUAGAAAGAAAAUAUUUCCUACUUGAAACAAGUUCUGUGGAUGAUGUUGAGUAAUCAGAUCAUGAUUUCUGGAAGAAGAAUGUUCAUUUAUCUAUUGUUUUUUGGCAGGUUGAGCACCACGAGCCGAAUGCCAUCUAGUUCCAUUAAAUUGUAGAGAAGGCAGACAUCUUUGUGGCCAAUAUCUCCAACACUCUGCAACUUACACCACAACAACCUAGACAGAUAAAUAGCACUACAGCUAAGAGUAAAAAUAUGUAUUUCUGAUUUUGGGGUGAACUGUCCCUUUAAUGUAGUACAAAAGAUGCAAGUUUGAAAUAAUUGCUGAGCAUUUGUUUUUAAGCCUAUCAAGAAGUAAAAGACUGAACCCA